ACCAGCUACGCGAGAGUAGCUGUGUCUGGCAAUCGAGCAGUCGACAUGUGUGGAAUCUUUGCUUAUCUCAACUACCAUGUGCCAAGGACUCGGCGUGAAAUCCUUGAGAUCCUUCUCAAAGGUCUGCGACGUCUGGAAUACAGAGGCUACGACUCCGCUGGUGUGGGAAUUGAUGGAGGGAACAGCAAAGACUGGGAUUCAAAAAAAAAAUCUAUUCAACUAAUCAAGCAGCGUGGAAAAGUGAAAGCUCUUGAUGAAGAAAUCAACAAACAGCAUGAUAUUGACUUGGAUGUGGAGUUUGAUGUGCACCUGGGCAUCGCUCACACCCGCUGGGCGACCCAUGGCGUGCCAAGCCCAGUCAACAGUCAUCCUCACAGAUCUGACAAGACCAACGAGUUCAUUGUGAUUCACAAUGGAAUCAUCACCAACUACAAAGAUCUGCGGAAGUUCUUGCUCUUACUUACUCGAACUCCGCAGGAGAGCAAAGGCUACGAGUUUGAGUCAGAGACUGACACAGAGACCAUCGCCAAGCUAGUGAAGUACAUGUACGAUAAUCGAGAAAGUGAUGACAUCAGUUUCGCCACAUUGGUUGAGCGUGUGACUCAGCAGCUGGAGGGAGCAUUUGCGCUGGUCUUCAAGAGUGUCCACUUUCCUGGAGAAGCCGUUGGAACAAGGAGGGGAAGUCCUUUACUGAUUGGAGUGCGCAGUGAUCACAAGCUGUCCACUGAUCACAUCCCUGUUCUCUACCGCUCAUCUGCCAAAGACAAGAAGAGCUGCGGUGCUCUACCCAGAACAGACCAGGACACCUGUCUGUUCCCCGUGGAUGAGAAAGCCGUGGAGUACUACUUUGCCUCUGAUGCAAGUGCCGUGAUUGAACAUACAAACCGGGUGAUCUUCCUAGAGGACGACGAUGUGGCUGCCGUGACGGAUGGUCGGCUGUCCAUCCACAGGAUAAGGCGCAGAGCUGGAGACUACCCGGGUCGGGCCAUCCAGACUCUGCAGAUGGAAUUGCAGCAGAUCAUGAAGGGCAACUACAGCUCCUUCAUGCAGAAGGAGAUCUUUGAGCAGCCGGAGUCUGUGGUAAAUACCAUGAGAGGGAGAGUCAACUUUGAUAACAACACAGUGACACUGGGUGGCCUCAAGGAUCAUAUCAAAGAAAUCCAGAGGUGUCGGCGACUUAUCCUUAUUGCCUGUGGUACCAGCUACCAUGCUGGAGUAGCAACCCGUCAGGUUCUGGAGGAACUGACUGAGCUGCCCGUCAUGGUGGAGCUGGCCAGUGACUUCCUGGACAGGAACACGCCAGUCUUCAGAGACGAUGUGUGCUUCUUCAUCAGCCAGUCAGGGGAGACUGCUGACACCCUCAUGGCCCUGCGCUACUGUAAGGAGAGAGGGGCUCUGACUGUGGGCGUCACCAACACAGUGGGCAGCUCUAUCUCCAGAGAAACUGACUGUGGAGUCCACAUUAACGCUGGGCCAGAGAUUGGAGUAGCCAGCACUAAGGCCUACACCAGUCAGUUCGUGGCCCUGAUCAUGUUUGCACUCUUGAUGUGCGAUGACAGGAUUUCCAUGCAGCCCAGACGGCGUGAGAUAAUCCAGGGCCUGAGAAUACUUCCAGAUCUGAUUAAGGAGGUCCUCAGUUUGGAUGAUGAAAUCCAGAAGUUGGCAACGGAGCUGUACCAGCAAAAGAGUGUGCUGAUCAUGGGCAGAGGCUAUCAUUACUCUACCUGCCUGGAGGGAGCGCUGAAAAUCAAGGAAAUCACGUACAUGCACUCAGAGGGCAUCCUGGCCGGAGAGCUGAAACACGGCCCGCUGGCCCUGGUGGAUAAAGUCAUGCCUGUCAUCAUGGUCAUCAUGAGAGACCACACCUACAUCAAAUGUCAGAAUGCCCUGCAGCAAGUUGUGGCCCGCCAAGGACGCCCCAUUGUGAUCUGUGACAAAGAUGACCAUGAGACCAUCAAAAACUCCUGUCGCACCAUCAAAGUGCCUCACGGUGUGGACUGCCUGCAGGGCAUCCUGAGUGUCAUCCCUCUGCAGCUGCUGUCCUUCCACCUGGCCGUUCUCAGAGGUUACGACGUGGACUGUCCAAGAAACCUGGCCAAGUCUGUGACAGUAGAGUAGACUGCAUCAUUCAUCGCCUGACAGCAAAAACCUGACAGACACAUUCAAACACUGACAUCAAAGGGAGCAUCUGUAUGAAGGAGAGAAGACAAUGUCCUGUUGGAGAGUCCCAUGUUGUUUCUCUUUUUUCAUGCAAUCUUUUAGUCAAGACUUGUGUAUAUGACUGUUGCAUAUAACCUGUAUCUCAAUGUUAAAUUUGUGUGAAACCUCUGGCAUGAUUGUUGCUAUCAUUAGUGAAGUUUAGUCCCGUGGUGGCAGGGACUGGGAAGGCAUGUUCAUUGUUCACUGUAUUUUGCUGUGGUUGUUUUUCUUGUCUUUUUUUUUAAAGGUUCAUGAAACCUGUAGCAGCCUAUAGUGACAAUAUGGGUUUAUGUACGUUCCCAAUCAAUCAAAACGUGUGAGCAAACCCUCGUUGCUUAGUUAUGCUGAUUAGUCAGCUGAUGUUAAAGCUGCUGACUGAUUGAAGUUAGGAUUUAAUGACCUCACUAGCUCAUUUUCUCCUUUAGUGCAAUGAUUUGUAAGUUAGUUUGGAAUAUUUUUUUUCUAUGGCAGCUAAUAAUUUAAAGUUUUGUUUACUCCACAGUUAAAGUAAACCACACUCUGAAUCAUUCCAAGCCACAGGUCAUCCCUUCUUCAUAAUUGUAGUGCAGUUUUCCAGUUUUGACUCUGUUCCAAUCUUGGACUGUCUUCUGAGGAAAUGCAGCUUGCUGGGGGAAAUGUGGUCAUAGAGAAACUCUUGUGAAUACACUACUGUGUAUAAUCUACUCCAUACCCUCUGAAGUAUAAAUGUCUUUGUAUAUAGACAUAGUGAUCACAAAUUCCAGUCUUGGUACGUUCAGAAAUUAUUUAUUAAUUUACUGAAUUCAUCUGGUGAUGUUACGCUCUCUGUGCAAUCUAAUUUUUAUUUUUGUCCACAUUUUUAUUUCUGUCUUCUAACUGGAAUUACAAACUGAAAUUACUGAAAUGAUGAAAAAGUUACUAACGUGAAGUAGAAGUUGCACUCAUCUUCCGGCCUUCACCCUGCCACCACGACUGCUGCCACGGCAAUACCUGGGACCAUUUCUAGCUUUUUGUUAUAUUUUCUCUUUUUUUGUUUUUAAUGGUUUUUAUAAUGAACAUGUUAUUCUUUCUCUUGAAAAGUGAAUGUUACUGUCAUUUCAAAUGUCAAAUCAAAAAUCUCGGUUGUGAUUUUUGGCAUUUGUAAACCAAAACAUGUGUAUGUGUGUCAUUGUUUCUUGUAGCCAAACAGUACGGAUACGGGCGGACUUCCAUGUCUGCAAACAUUUUAAGGCUGAGGAGAGAGGUUUUGACAGUUACAUGGCCCAUAUGUUACACUGCUGUGUUUGCAGAAGUAGAAAGUGAGAUGCCUUUUGUGUGUCUGUGCCUUUUUUGCUAAGAAAAAGAAAGACACAUUUCAGCCAAACAAUGAAGUAGGCGCUGUUUCCUUAAAGAAAAGUUCAUAGCAUGUUUGAAGAUAUUUAUCUCGCUUUUGCAUCACAACAUUUACCUUCGAUUUAUUCGCAUUUCUGUUCUCUCGAAAAUAUUAAACUGCUUCAGAGCCAGGGAAAUGCAUUAAAAUAGGAUAGUCUUGUUACAGGUACUUUUGAAAUUCAAAUAUUUUAGAUUUUUCUUUUUUUUUUUUUUUUUUUUUUGUUCCUCCUCUCCUUUUCAACUGGAUUUAUUGAGAAUACUGCACCGAAUCCUAGCACCAUCUGUUAGUAACCACUGGGCCAGUGGGACAGCAUUUCUUAGUGUAACUGAUGCAAUAAAGUGUCAAUUACUUCUC
Cololabis saira (Pacific saury) is the source of this 3904-nucleotide messenger RNA. RefSeq names its product glutamine--fructose-6-phosphate transaminase 1 (gene gfpt1). Lineage: Eukaryota; Metazoa; Chordata; Actinopteri; Beloniformes; Belonidae. Gene Ontology annotation, biological process: protein N-linked glycosylation; UDP-N-acetylglucosamine metabolic process; carbohydrate derivative biosynthetic process. The record is from RefSeq and is a predicted model, not a curated record. The transcript is spliced from 19 exons. Gene Ontology annotation, molecular function: carbohydrate derivative binding; L-glutamine:D-fructose-6-phosphate transaminase (isomerizing) activity. Bases 46 to 2118 code for a protein of 690 amino acids.